This is a messenger RNA of Vitis vinifera (wine grape), 727 nucleotides long. Its product is annotated as probable steroid-binding protein 3. The record is from RefSeq and is a predicted model, not a curated record. NCBI's taxonomy places the organism in Eukaryota, Viridiplantae, Streptophyta, Magnoliopsida, Vitales, Vitaceae. The transcript has a single exon. Gene Ontology annotation, cellular component: endomembrane system; membrane. Bases 227 to 526 code for a protein of 99 amino acids.
UUAUUUUUUCCAAAAUAUUAUUAAAUAUUUUGUUUGAAGAUAUUUGUUAUAUAAAAAAUGUGUUUCUUGUAAAAGUGUCAAAUUUUGAGGAUGGUUGCAUGGAAAUUACAUUAAAUCUCAUGUGAUGGGAUUAUUGGAGUAAAUAGAAAAAAAUUUCUCAUCUCUGAAUAAAGGGAACAGCGACAGCAAGUGAAGGCACUGAAGGGAGAGGAAACACGAGAAGGAAAUGGAGGUAACAGCAGAACAACUGAAGCAAUUCGACGGCUCAGAUCCAUCCAAGCCCAUAUACGUGGCGGUCAAGGGUCGCAUCUUCGAUGUCACCACCGGCAAGUCCUUCUACGGUCCCGGCGGUUCCUACUGCAUGUUCGCCGGCAAAGACGCCAGCCGAGCUCUCGCCAAGAUGAGCAAGAACGAGGAAGACGUCUCUCCUUCUCUCGACGGCCUCUCUGAAAAGGAGAUGGGCGUCCUGAAUGACUGGGAAAACAAGUUCCAAGCUAAGUACCCUGUUGUCGGCCGUGUCAUCUAGUCUCAUCUCUCUCCUCUCUCUCUUUCUCAUGCGUUAUAUUUUGUUGAGUUGGGUUUUUUGGGUGUUGUUUGCUUGUGGGUACCUGUAAUUCUGAUGGAAUAUCAAUGUUCUGUUAGCACUUUUGACGCUCUGGGGGCUUGGGUCGGAAGGGUUGUGUAUUUGGCUUUGUGGUGCAAAGUGAAUAAAUGGGUCUUUUAUUAA